UAAUGAAAAAAAAAGAAUAAUUGUAUAAAUUUAUUUUAUAAUGAAAACCUUCCAAAGUGGUGGUGGAUUAUAUGAUGAGUUAAAUGGAUGUAAGACAGGAAAAUGGAUUGAAUUAGGUGAUUAGUUCUUAGAGUAAUAUAUCCUUAUUAUUAAUUAAUAAGAUUGAGUUCAAUUACUUAAAUAGGUGAAUACAGACAGGGUCUCAAAAUUGAUAAAUGGGAGAUUUAUAAAAAAGAUUAUUCUAAAAGGAUAAAUCAUAAAGUGUAUAAAAUAAAUAUAUUUUAAGUAGUGGUGGUGGAACAUUUAAUGAGUAAGGUUAGAAAACUGGUUAUUGGAUUUAAUUGGAUGAAAAAUUCUAGUAUUAGUUAACUAUUAUUAAAUAAUUUAGCUAUACAAAAAAUAUGGUUUAAGGUGAAUAUAUCGAUGGAAGAAAGAUUGGGAAAUGGCAUGAGACAGCCAUAGAUCAUAGCAAAUUCUUUUACUCUUUUAAUUAAAUGUUAAUUUCUAAUUUAAUAGGAAAUCCAGCGAUUUAAAUUUAUAUAAUGAUUGAAGAAGUGAACCAAAGAGUAAUAAUUAACUUAAUUCAAUCUUUAACAUCGUAUAUAAAUUUAUAUAUUUCUUAUUAUUCAAUAAUAAAAUUUUCAUGUUGUUAUUUAUGUAACUCUGUGAUUGUUUUUUUUAAAUGA
Paramecium sonneborni is the source of this 686-nucleotide messenger RNA. The record is from the annotation of a GenBank genome assembly. Lineage: Eukaryota; Ciliophora; Oligohymenophorea; Peniculida; Parameciidae.